This is a messenger RNA of Colletotrichum orchidophilum, 1059 nucleotides long. RefSeq lists its product as uncharacterized. The transcript is spliced from 2 exons. Bases 1 to 1059 code for a protein of 352 amino acids. The record is from RefSeq and is a predicted model, not a curated record. NCBI's taxonomy places the organism in Eukaryota, Fungi, Ascomycota, Sordariomycetes, Glomerellales, Glomerellaceae.
AUGAGUCCAACCGAUGCCGAGGCCCGGCGUCGUGAGCGCGGUGUCAUUGCUCAGCGCGAGUACCGUAAGCGACACGCUUCCAAGGUUCAGAGGCUUGAAGACGAAAACAGAAAGCUCAAGGAUGCCAUCGCCGAGAUAAACAGGACACUAAAAGGGCGAGGGCACCUAUCAGACGAUUUGAAGGCCGCUCUUUCCCAUGCACGGGGCCUUGCCGAUAUCAGUGAAGAUGACGCCGUUGAGCAUGCCGGCGCCCAAGAUGUUGUUGAAGAAGAAGAAGAAGGACCACUACUGGACACCCUGGCCAGAACGCCAACACCGCCAUCACUAAACCGACCAACACUCGAGCCCCAAGGCUCAUCAAAAGAUUUCCCCAGCGGCAGACUGAGUCCCCGCCUAGACUACGGUCUCUGGCUAGACCCAGACCGCCUCAUCCGCGUCCUCGAACCCCCCAUCGACAUUGUCCCGUACCUGGGACCCGGCAUGCACACCCUCGCCGGCUGCAUCUUUUGGUCCACCAUGAACUACGCCGUCGAGCUCUGGGACGCCCGCCCCUCCAUGCCUGCGAUCAGGGCGCUGGACCGCGUGUUCAAUCAUUCCAAGCAUCUCUCGGACCGCAAGUACCUUCUCUCCCUCGCCCAGGCGCGGAUGGACUACAAGAACAAGGGCUACAUGUUCCGCAAGCUGUCGGACCAGUUUGCAGAGCAGGCCUGCGUAGAACUGGGCGAGCUCGUCAGGGAGGAUUACGAAAAGGGGGGGAGGCCGAAGGGCUUUUGGAAGACGCCAGAGGAGGUCGCGGGCAAUAUCCUCGGCCAGAUCACCACCGACCAAGCUGUGCGGCUCCAGGCCGUCGUGGAGGGAAAGGGUACGCCCAACGAUGGGGAGAUGAUGCAGGGGCUCGUGUCGUGGCUUUCUCAAAACCACGUGUGCUUCGGCGACGGGCCCCGGUGGAGCGCAAUUUGCGUCUCUGUCGGCGUCGGCGGCUGGAUUAGGGAGCUCAUGGACAGGGACGCUCGCGCGGAGGAAGAGGCUUUUCCCGAAUCGACCGAAACGCCAUCUUGA